GUACCUCCCAACAGAUUCGACGCCGCACGUCAUACACCGCCGUAGGGGACAAGCCAGCAAAAGCAAGGAUCCCGCCAAGGCAACGCGGCAUUGCACUAUCCAUCAUCAACCACCUUGGCUGGCACACUGAGCCGCAAGGGGGGACAUUCACAAACUGUACAUAACCAAGGACGUGGGCCAACCACCUUCCCUCUUGCACAUGGCGUCCCCUAACAGCAACAUCCCCACGCCGGUGCCAUUCCCACAGCCCCCAGGUAUCGCCAACCAGGAUACGUCCAACGCUGGCCCAGAGUCACCUACCACCAAUGGCCGCGACCGAUCCUCAACAAAUGCCUCGACCGUCUCGAGUAGACUGCGAAGCGCCACUGGCAAGCUAAUGGAAGCAAACCCUCCACCAGGCAUGUGGGCAGCAACUGGUACCACUGCAGCCAGGGCACCCUCUCUUUCGGACAUCAGGACAGGCUCCUUUGGUUCCGACGGCUGGAAUGAACAUGCGCAACGCAGUAGAGCAGGGUCCCGAGCUAGUCGGCGUGCAUCGGCAUCGCGGACAUCUACGACUGCAACAGCAACAUCGGAGCAGCCAGAGCCCUCGCACACCGCGACACACAAGAGUUCGUCGAACAAUGUGUUGGGCACCCAAUCUUUUCCAGCUUUGGUCGAAGAAGACACACAUCAAGUAGUGGAACAGGACGCUCAACCGAACACUGUACCUGGCGUACCGUCAAAACACAGUUCCGACACAGCAGCUGAGUACGUUGAUGGCGGCCAGCCACAACAGCCCAAGAGAACGUCUUCAGGUCGGUAUGCAAAUGGUUACAUUCCGCCACCGAAGCUCCCAUGGAAACAAACCCUUAGCAUUAGUCUCAAGAGCUUCUGGAAAUGGUUCCUCACCCCUGCAGGCUUCCUCAUCACACUGUACUGUCUCAAUGUUGUUGCAUGGGGUGGCAUGUUGUUCCUCCUUCUCUGCAACGCCGCACCGGCCAUGUGCAAGCCUACCUGUGACGAUAUCAAUUCACCACGGCGCGUCUGGAUUGAGAUUGAUUCGCAGAUCCUCAAUGCCCUCUUCUGCGUUACAGGUUUUGGUCUGGCUCCAUGGCGUUUCCGCGACCUGUACUGGUGGGCUUGGUGGAGGAUUGGUGGAUCAAAGCGCACUGAGACUGGCAUUCGACGACUAGCCGGCAUACAUCGAGGGUGGUUCAGACUUCCUGGCUCGGAUCAGUUACCAGAUGAUGCCGAUGCAACUUGCGUCGACCCUCAGAACCCUGCUGUACCCAUCCCCCUCAAGGCAAUCCCAGACCCACCCCCGACAGCAAUGCGCGCCCCGCCGACCAAGAGCUGGACCAUGGACGUUGUUGUCUGGUUCAAUGUUUGGAACACAUUCUUUCAGGUAUGCCUGUGCUUCUACAUGUGGCACUAUGACCGUAUACAGAGGCCGUCAUGGGCCACGGGACUGUUUGUCGCACUAGCCUGUGGCGUGUCUGGUGCUGCUGGCUACAUCAUGUGGCAGGAGGGCAACAAGGUUAAGAAAAUUGAGGGUGUGUCCAUGCGUAAGGACUAUGGACCCACAGAUGCAGAAGCAUCUUUGAGCGCACCAUUGGUUAGAACAGGUGUGGCGACGAAAUCCUGAUAUUAAUGCCGAGCUUUCUGCGUGGCGCAAGCAGCGUGGAUGAGGCUGCUCAUUGGGAGCGGAAACCUGCACUGUGUUCUUGGCGUGCAGCACAGCCCGCGGCUCGCCUCGUCUGGUAAAACCAAGUCAUCUCAAAAGGCAUUCAUAGUGUGCAGACACUGUAAUUAUCAAUACCAGCACAUAGUCGCCUAUCUACAGAAAAGCUUUUUGA
Bipolaris maydis ATCC 48331 is the source of this 1838-nucleotide messenger RNA. Lineage: Eukaryota; Fungi; Ascomycota; Dothideomycetes; Pleosporales; Pleosporaceae. The record is from RefSeq and is a predicted model, not a curated record.